Penaeus chinensis is the source of this 4125-nucleotide messenger RNA. RefSeq names its product ras-related protein Rap-1b (gene Rap1). Gene Ontology annotation, biological process: cellular response to cAMP; Rap protein signal transduction; negative regulation of synaptic vesicle exocytosis. Gene Ontology annotation, molecular function: GTPase activity; GDP binding; GTP binding. Bases 299 to 868 code for a protein of 189 amino acids. NCBI's taxonomy places the organism in Eukaryota, Metazoa, Arthropoda, Malacostraca, Decapoda, Penaeidae. The record is from RefSeq and is a predicted model, not a curated record. The transcript is spliced from 4 exons. Gene Ontology annotation, cellular component: plasma membrane.
CACACGUUCACAGUCUCUUUCAUUCACUCCUACGGGCAGGAGGGCCUUAUGGUGCGGUGAUACUGUUUAACUUAUUUGAUCACAGUGAAGAGAAGAAAUAUAUAUCGAGCUGUGUGCGUCUGUUUUCAAUAUCGCCGUUUAAAAGUUACACACCAACUGAUGUUUCUGGGUGAAUUCAACUGACUUGUUUCCGACCUGGUAUCUGCUUGUGCCUUGCGUUUGCUGCUGCCCAGCGACCAGGUGUGCCACAAUAGGAAUAAUACAAACUUCGGCUCUUAAGAGGGGCACUCAUCGCACAAUGUCGAGGAUGCGUGAAUACAAGAUUGUGGUGUUGGGGUCAGGAGGUGUUGGAAAAUCUGCACUUACAGUUCAGUUUGUGCAGGGCAUCUUUGUCGAGAAAUAUGAUCCCACGAUAGAAGACUCAUAUCGUAAGCAAGUGGAAGUGGAUGGCCAGCAGUGUAUGCUUGAAAUCCUUGAUACUGCUGGAACUGAACAAUUUACAGCAAUGCGUGACCUUUAUAUGAAGAAUGGACAGGGCUUUGUUUUGGUGUACAGUAUCACCGCACAAAGUACAUUCAAUGAUUUACAAGAUCUCCGUGAACAGAUUCUCAGAGUCAAGGACACGGAUGACGUCCCAAUGAUCCUAGUGGGUAACAAGUGUGACUUGGAGGAUGAGCGUGUUGUUGGGAAAGACCAAGGCCUCAACCUGGCCAAGUCGUUCUCUUGCGCCUUCCUAGAAUCAUCUGCAAAAGCUAAGAUCAAUGUCAAUGAGAUCUUCUAUGACUUAGUCCGGCAGAUUAACCGCAAAUCCCCCGACAGAAAGUUAAAUGGAAAGAGUGGUAAUAAGAAGAAGUGUUGCCUUUUAUAAGGUUGGAUAUUUACUCAUUAUAAGACUAGGUAAAGAAUGGCUGGAUGUUAUGCCUUCAUCCUCUCAGGUGUAACUUGUGAUUUUGUGUUCUAUUGCCAAGACAUGCUGUAAAGUAAUCAUUCCUAGGAAUAUUAUUGAAGAGCUAAUGUGUAUAAGUGUUUAGAAGUGAAAAGCAGUGUGUGUCUGAGUGCAUGUGUGUGCGUGUCUGUGUGUGUGUAAGUGGUUAAAGCAUAAUUUCUUAUCUCUACUUUAAAUACAAGUCUGGAAGUGUAAUCAGUGCGAGAAGACAAAAAUCUUGCAUACCUUGGUAAUAGAAACAAAAUUCACAGUAAAGAAAAAAAAAAGGCUGGUGCCCCACGCAAACUUGUUACUAUGUUACACACCAUGGAAUGGACGUGUGACCAGGUGGUGUAAUGAAGUAAACAAUUCACAUUAUUAUGAUUAUUAUGAUUAUUAUCAUUCACAUAAUUUUAAAUGAACUUUUUUUUUUAACCAUUAUAUUAUUAUCAUUAUUAUCAAUUUUAUAUUUUUAUUACUGUUGUGAUUGUUAUGAUUAUUAAUGAAUAUCCAAUUUUAUUUGUUAUUUUCUGUUUUACAAGUCUUACACAUUGGCUAUUACUAACUGAUGAUAUAAAGAUAGUUUCUUUAUUGUUGUAUAGCAUACUAUUUUUCAUUGUUUUGAUUAUUUUACUUUUGCAAUUUUCUCGUUUUUAGCUUGAUGGAAAGUGUGCUCCAUCCAGCUACUGAUCUGUUUAUUUUGGGCACAUUUUUUAUAGUUCCAAGAUCAAUCUAUAUUUGGAUGGUUAUAUGAUACACUGGUUUUAGACCUUGUUGAUCUGCAAAUGAAUAAAGUAGGCAUAACUGCUGUGCACUAUUAUUAUUAUUUUUUAUAUAAUUGUCUCUCAUGAUAUUAAAAUUUAUUGACUAUCAGUGAAUUUCCAAAGUUACCCUAGUCGAAGUGUUAUUUUGUUAAGCACAAAGUUGUGGAAAUAAUUAUAUAUAUAUAUAAACAUUGGGAGAACAAUUUCUUUGUAUGUGAGAGACAGAUUCCACUAUCCAUCCUCAUUGUAACAAUUCAUACCAUAUGUAAGAUAUAAUGCAUUAUGAGUACAUUUUAAAGUUUGUACUAGGCCUCCAAAUGUUGAGUAAAUUCUAGGUUGAUCAUUUUGACUUGAAUACAUGGGGGAUAUUUUGUACCUUUAGUAGCUUGUAGUUUGUUAACCCCAUGUACAGGUUACUACGCACAAGUUGCUUAUUAAGGGACCCAAGAGGCUUGUGUCAGGUAGGGAGGGGACAGUUUUGUCUCUUUAUUGGUUGCAACAUAACUAGCCGAAGAUUUAAAGUACUUGGAAUUUUUGAAACCCAUUUGGUUGCACACUUCUUGUGCACUUGUGAUGUAAUAAGCCUUCUUGAAGUGGAAUGAUGUACCACCAUUUAGUGGUCAUAUAAUAGAAAAAGGCAUGUAGAAGAAUAUGCUAUGGAGAUGUUCCCUCUCAGUCUUCUGUAAAUCUUUAAAUGUUAAAUUCUGGUAAAGCCUACAGUUUGAUGUGGUGUUAGUGUGCUAAUUGUCAACCUGAUUUCUGCCCUGCUGUCAACUAAUAGCUUAUAAAAUAAAAAGGGAUUUGGAUAUUUUAUGCCAAGACCAAACGGCAUACUUGUACAUAACUUUACUCUGUAUAUUAUGUCAUGCUAUAAACAGUUAUAUAAACCAGACCUAGCAUAACCCAAAAGUGAGACAUAGGAUGUGUAGAGCCACUACAAGACAGCAGCAGCUCUUGUAAGGAUGAGUGGUACUGAUGAUUUCUAACCUCCAUCCCAGAGCCCCCAUCUCUCACUGCCAGUCACCACCUACCACCUCCAUCACAGCAAACUGUUCUUCAGAAAGUGGUGAAUGUUGCCAUACAGUGCAACACUUCAUAAUAUUGCAAUUUACCAAUGAAUAUUCAGUAUAUCAUUCAUUAUUGUUUUCUACUGAUUUUCAUGCCACUCUUUACCAUGUAAGGAUAUAGACUUCAUCUGAAAAUAGCCCUAGGGAUGCAAAAUCCAAUAUCUAGUUAAGUUCUCAAAAGAGAUGUGAUAUAUAUGUAUGCAUUUUGAGUCCUGUCAACUCUAGGGUCAUUUUAAGAUUAAAUUUGCUAGUAAUCCAUCAGAAUAUUAGCGGCUUUAUACAAUAUUGGAAAAGCUUUACUGUUUGGUUUCAAUCUGAUAAAAGUGAAAUAUAUCGUGUACAUUGUUUAAAUGGUUUGAUUAUUUCCUUUGUGUGUACCCACACCCAUGAAAUUAACUUCACAUCAUAAAUGUCGACAUUUAAAAUGAUUGUGAAGAAAGUUUUUUGGAAAAUUACAAACAAAGUCAUUUAAGUUUCAAAUAAGCUGAUUAUAAUGUUCAAGUAAAUUCUCAUUUUGCUCAGCAUUUUGAGGCACCAAAAAUUUUCUGUAUUACAAUCUGGUUUUAUGGCUUGGCAUCAGAAAUUAUUGAUACAAUUUUGGACAAGCUACACUUAUAAAUCAUAGAGUUGUUUAGACUCGUUACAUAUUGUGUAUAUAAACACCCUCUCCAAUAACAAUAUCAGGACUCCUGAUUACUGAUGUAUGCAGUUUAUAUUUGAAGCUGUAUACAUCCAAAGAUAAUUAACCCCUUAGUUUGUAUUGUAAACUUGUAUAAAGAUUUAUUUUCUAAAUAUUUUCAUGUCAUUCCACAUGAAAGCAAACAGUUGAUUCUUUUCAACAGUUCUAUUCAGAGUGCUAAUUAUAAAUUACUAAGCAUAAUCUCUACUUCAGUGAGAAACUCUGGAGGACUGAAGUAAUUCUGGCAGUUGUAUAAGAAAAUUAGUGUUUCCAAAGUAUUAUAUUGUGCCUUUCAGGAAUAAGAGGCAGCUCUCUUAAUAAUUGUGUAUACAUCUUUGUUCUUAAAUUCCAUACUUAUUGUGUAUUGUUGAAACAUCAGCAAUGGAAAUUGUUUCAUACACACUUGUAUUUUGCAAUUGUGAAAAAGUUCACCAUUUGAAGCUUCUGGUGUGACAUAAGUAUACAGUUAUUAUGAGAAUGAUUUCUGCCUUCAAAAUCUACAAAUUUAAGAUUCAUGUGUAAAGUUAUUCAUUACCCCAGAUAAUCUGCAGUUUAUUGCAUGCCCAAUACAUAUAUAAACACUGUUAAUUGGAAUUACCCAUAUUCAGCUUCUUUUUGAAAUAUAUUUUCAUGUACUCCAGCCUGUAAAGUUUUGUAUACCAAAAUUAUCUUUUAAAAUCCUAACCUUUG